Molecule: messenger RNA, 1295 nt
Organism: Rhincodon typus (whale shark)
Lineage: Eukaryota; Metazoa; Chordata; Chondrichthyes; Orectolobiformes; Rhincodontidae
Product: sodium-dependent multivitamin transporter-like
Exons: 3
Biological process (GO): biotin transport; pantothenate transmembrane transport; sodium ion transport
Cellular component (GO): membrane
Molecular function (GO): sodium-dependent multivitamin transmembrane transporter activity
Source: RefSeq, a predicted model, not a curated record
AUGGUUCUGUCUACCAGACAAUAACAAUUGAAAUGUGACUAACCAGUGAGAAACAGAUCAGACAGAACCCUGAUGCAGGACACAGAGGUUAGUCACAUGGCAGUUAACAAGAAUAUAACAGAGUCAGAUGGUCAGGUGAAAGGAGAGACAUAACCUAAGCAGUAUAUUGUUGUACUCUCAAAUCUCUACAAUGCCGCUAGGCUCUGGACUGUAACAUUCAGAAUGAGUGCCAUAAAACCUAAGGGAGUCACUGGUAAACCAAACAAGUAGAAGUUUUGCCCAGGGAGUGGUGAAAAUGUGGAACUAGAUACUGCUGGAAGUAAUUGAGGGAAAUAGCAAAAGUGCUUUAAAGAGGAAGUUUGAAUAACAUGCUGGAGAACGGAACACAAGAGAAUGUUGAUGGGGCUGGAUGUCUCCUCCCCUGCAUUUGGUUUAUCUUCUAACCAGACUUGGACAGUGUGUUCUCUUCGAUGGCUGGCUGUUCCACCUGGCUAAAACCCGAUGAUCUCUGCUCCGUCAUACCCUGAGACGUUUUGUUUGCCGAGACAUUCUGCUGGGUCAUUAAUGAAAGGAAUGACCAGAGAGAGGCGGCAAUCAGACUGACCAGGACACACGCUUGAGGGAAAGGAGUCUGGCUGUGCCACUUCCUCCGAGCCCUGCAUUAGACUGGUUGCCUGUGGGGUGUGUAUGUCUGUGCAUACUAAUGACCUCUCGCCGUCUUAAUUAGAACAACACGGACCUUUGCUGUGAUGACCUAAGCUCUCCUCAUUCUCCUGUCUGUCUGUACUGAGUGGUGAUUUCCCCCUAGGGAGACUCUGAUAAGGUGGAGAGUGUGUUCGGGGAGCCAGGUGUUGAGCCACAAAACACCUCCCGCAGUGAGAAUGGCCAGUUCAGCUGUAAUGCGCUUUACCGUGGCUGACUAUGUCAUCUUUGCUCUCCUCCUGAUCUUCUCGUCAGUCAUCGGCCUUUUCUACGCACUGAGUGGCGGGCGGCAGCGGACGACCCAGGAGUUCCUGUUGGCGGGCCGUAGCAUGACCUUCCUGCCAGUGGCACUCUCCCUCCUUGCCACCUUCCAGUCCGCUGUCGCCAUCCUAGGCGUGCCAGCUGAGAUCUACACCUUCGGUACUGAGUACUGGUUCCUAGGCUGCUCCUACUUCCUCGGGCUUCUCAUUCCCGCCCACAUCUUUGUCCCCAUGUUCUACCGGCUGAAGAUCACCAGCACCUACGAGUACCUUGAGCUGCGGUUUAACAAGGCAACGCGACUAUGUGGGACACUGACCUUCAUUUUCCAGAUG